Messenger RNA from Eruca vesicaria subsp. sativa (arugula), 1112 nucleotides. The record is from the annotation of a GenBank genome assembly. NCBI's taxonomy places the organism in Eukaryota, Viridiplantae, Streptophyta, Magnoliopsida, Brassicales, Brassicaceae.
UCUCUCUCUCUCACACACAUAUACGACGAUUCCAUUUCAUUCCAUUCAGAUUCAUCAUCAGAAGAAGUUGAAAUCAUGACGACGAUCGAUUGAGAUUCCUAUUGCUUGAGCACACCACAACCUUCCUUCUUCUUCUCUAGUGAAACGCUUUCGAUUCGAUCCGACUCAGCUUUUCUUUUUGGAUCGGUUUCUUUGGUUUCCCCAUAUCCAUUUCAAUCAGUUUGUAGUGAACGAAAGAUCUCAAAGCUGGGCUCUGUUGUGUUCGAUGGUAUAUAUGAAUAACUCAAUCUCGGUCUGCAAUCCCGUCGACCAACCAGCUAUGCCUAUGCCCACCUCUUCUUCUAGACCCACCCGUAAACUUAACCCAACUUCAUCAUCAUCAUCCCCCACCUCCUCCUCUUCCAACUUCCCCGUCUGCGAAGGCUCUCACUCCGCUGCCAUCGAUGUCCUCCUCCUCAUCGCCGUCAUCACAGCCUGCGGCUUCCUCUUCUUCCCUUACCUCAAACUCAUCACCCUCACUUCCAUCCACGUCUUCUCUGAUAUCUCUCUCUUAGUCAAACAAGAGAUUCUCCAGAACCCUAUAGUGUACGGAUCUUUAGCUCUGAGUGUCUUCUGCGCCGCCAUCUCCACUUGGCUCGUCAUUCUCUUGUGUACUAUGCACAGAUGCGGGAAGCCCAAUUGCAAAGGGCUUAGGAAAGCUGUUGAGUUUGAUAUUCAGAUUGAGACUGAGGAAUGCAUCAAGAGCUCUAACAGCAAUGGGAAAAGGGGGAGGGUUGAGUUGCCUCGUGUCCAUCACCGAGAGUUGGAAGCUGAGUUGAAGAAGAUGGCGCCUCCUAAUGGAAGGGCCGUGCUUGUUUUCAGAGCUAGGUGUGGUUGUUCUGUUAGGAGAUUAGUGGUCUCGGGGCCAAAGAAACAGCAGCGGAAGAUCAAGAAGUGAAAAAAAAUGAGAUAUGGGGAUGGUUGUUAUACUUUUCUUUUGUCACUUUUUUUACAAAGAACUUAUAUAUAUGUUAAAUCUAUGUGUUAAAAAAUAAAGGUACAAUCAAUGGGAAUAAGCCUUGUAAGGAUAAUGUGGGAAAACUGGUUAUAGUGAAAUGAACAUUUUGGUUAUU